Messenger RNA from Trifolium pratense (red clover), 899 nucleotides. Its product is annotated as iron-sulfur cluster assembly scaffold protein IscU-like. Gene Ontology annotation, molecular function: ferrous iron binding; 2 iron, 2 sulfur cluster binding. Gene Ontology annotation, biological process: iron-sulfur cluster assembly; intracellular iron ion homeostasis. NCBI's taxonomy places the organism in Eukaryota, Viridiplantae, Streptophyta, Magnoliopsida, Fabales, Fabaceae. The record is from RefSeq and is a predicted model, not a curated record. The transcript is spliced from 3 exons. Bases 91 to 600 code for a protein of 169 amino acids. Gene Ontology annotation, cellular component: cytoplasm; mitochondrial matrix.
AACACCAAUUAAAAGAGAGAUAUAUAUGGGAAUGAAUUAACCGCGUCAACAACCUUCUUUGCAUAUCAAGUUCGAUUACAAAAAGAAAAAAUGCUGAGAAUCGCAGGGUGCGCAAAGAAACUCGUUGGAACGGCGUCGUCUGAGACGCAAGUUCCGGCAACUAGGGUUCUUUCACGAUUCUACCACGAGAGGGUGGUUGAUCAUUACGAUAAUCCCCGAAAUGUUGGAUCCUUCGAUAAGAAUGAUCCUACGGUAGGAACUGGUCUUGUUGGAGCACCCGCUUGUGGCGAUGUUAUGAAGCUUCAAAUUAGGGUUGAUGAGAAAACCGGAAAAAUCACCGAUGCUCGCUUUAAGACCUUUGGCUGUGGUUCCGCCAUUGCUUCUUCCUCCGUCGCUACUGAAUGGGUUAAGGGAAAGCUAAUGGAGGAGGUUGUAACUAUUAAGAACACUGAAAUUGCAAAGCAUCUUUCACUCCCACCAGUUAAGCUACACUGCAGCAUGCUUGCUGAGGAUGCUAUAAAAGCUGCUGUUAAAGAUUAUUUAGCUAAGCGAGGUUCCGCUACUGCAGCAGGCACAGGAGAAAAAUCUGCCACUGCAUGAUUUCUGCUGAUGAAAAAAAAACCAUUACUAUAAUUCUCCAAGGUUGCUAAUGAGUGCUUUGUACGUCAUUAAAAUAUCUUUUAUAAGACUUUUCUUGGUUGUAGCUAGGCUGCCAGAUUAUAUUCUGAUGUAAAAUAAAUACCAGUUUUGCUGGCUAUAGUUUGUUAUUUGCAUGGUUUGUUUGUAGGAAUCGUAUGAUAUUUUUGUUUAAAUAUGUACGCAAUACAAUCAGAAUAUGUACAUGUAAGUAUUUGGAAGCCCACUGCUUCAUCUUUACUAAGGUGCAUAACAUUAUAUUA